Meloidogyne enterolobii is the source of this 294-nucleotide messenger RNA. The record is from the annotation of a GenBank genome assembly. Lineage: Eukaryota; Metazoa; Nematoda; Chromadorea; Rhabditida; Meloidogynidae.
AUGAAAAUCCAUGUUUAUGAUAUUUUUGCUAUUGCCCAUAAAUAUCAAGUAGAAAUGCUAAAGUAUUUGUGUGAAAAUUUUAUGUAUCGCAAUAUUGAUAAUGAGAGUAUUGUUAAAUGUUGUGGGAUUAUUAACUUAUAUGGUGCUCCAACUUUGGAGAAGGCAUGCAUAAAUUAUAUUCAAGCAAACAGAAGGAAUUUUUUAAAAAGUAAAGAAUGGAAGAAAAUUAAAAAUAAUUAUCCAAGUUUGGUUCCGCGAUUUUUGGAACCUAUUAUCGAAAGAUUAAACAGAUAA